AUGCCCUCAUACCCCCGCGGCCUGAGGAGCCCUGUGGCCGUCACAGAAGUCCCCGUGACAUCGACGGGAAGCCCGGUCGUGGACGGUCCCGCCAUGCAGGUGACAGAUGGAUCGGGAAGACUGGGAAACAAUCUGGCUUUCAUUCUUCGUGGAUUGCUGUUUGCCAAACUCACAAACCAUGCAGUUGUGAACUUGAAGUUGGACACCAAGUCUUUGCGGGAGAUUUUCGACGGGAAGGCCGUUUUGCCUCUGGGCAGCUCCAAAGUGGAGGGAUCCCGUUUCUGCCCUGAGAAGUCGGACAAGCGCCAGUUGGGAAGGCCUGUCUACAACUUCCAGGGUGAAAGAUGCAAAGGAGCCAAAGCACAGGACUACCGGACCAUGGCGCUCGAGCAUCUGCAGCAAGCUUUUCUCCCUGAGUUCCGGCAUUGUCUCUUACAGCCCUCUGAAGAGUCAGAGAAGGAGUUAACCAUUCACCUGCGUGGCCAGGACCUUUGGGGCCUCGCCGAGCACGAGCUCACGUCCGACAAGCCCAUACCAAUGGAGGCUAACGCGCAUCAUUGGCUGUGGCACCAGCCGCCUUGUACGAUGUACCGAAAAAUCAUCGUGGAAGAGGGUUUCACCAAAGUGCUCGUGGUGACAAGCCCGGACCUGAGACAUGUCUGCAUCGAAUGGCUGAAGUCCAACGCCGUCAACCUGGGCAUCGAGGUCAUCGUACAAGCUCACAGCUUGCGAGAGGAUUUCUGUGCAUUGACGCGAGCUUCUAACCUGGUCCUUUCCUUCUCUACCUUGGGAGACAACGCAGCAGUGCUGAAUCAGAGGCUCAAGAAGCUAUUCUUCAGGGAGUUUGCACAGACGCAACUCGCUGCAAGACCUCACUUUGAUGUUUGA
This is a messenger RNA of Symbiodinium necroappetens, 888 nucleotides long. The record is from the annotation of a GenBank genome assembly. NCBI's taxonomy places the organism in Eukaryota, Dinophyceae, Suessiales, Symbiodiniaceae.